GCUUAUUAUUUGCACGCGCCCAGACAUUCCUUCAGCGGAAAGUAAACAACGUAAACCUGAAGCGGGGAAUUCGACGCUAUUUGGCCUAUUUCUGCCGAGAUAAUUGGAGAUAUUUGGAGAACUAGCAAAUGUACGUUGUAUGCAAGAGCAACACUGACAGCUAAGAAAUAGAUACAUUCUGGUGAAGAUCAUUAAAGUCUGCAAGUAUGGAUAACUUACGUUUUGCUGGAGAUGAUGAUGAGGACCUUUACUCAGGGUUUGAUUCUGUUCAUCCUGCUCUUGAUACACGGCAGCUAGAUGCUGAUCAGGGUUUUCAAGAAGCUGUUCGCACAAGUUAUGGCAGACGGCCACCGACUCAGAGUCGAGCCCCCACGACAGCUGCUCGCCUCACUUCUACUGCUGGGCUUCGGAUAGGGACUGGUCAAGGUACUGGGUUGGUGCUAAAUAGCUCAGUGGGCCAAGUUGGUCCAGGGUCAAGUGAUGGACUUAAAAGGCCAAUGACCAGCAUGAGAGGAACAGGUUAUACAUCCCAGUCAAAUGUGUUUGAUCCCCUCAAUCAAGCAAGCAAAGGACCUGCUCCUGCUCUUAUUUCCAAAACUGAUGAAAGCCCAGAAGAAAAGAUAAAGUCACUUGAACGUCGAGUAAUGGGGCUUAUUGAAGAGUCCUGCAUGGCUGCUUCUAGAGGAGAAAUUCGCCUGGCCCUUGACAGAGCCAAAGAGGCUUCUAGUAAAGAAAGAUCUCUCAUAAGGCAGCGGGAACAGGCAGGAUUGUCUGAUGGACACAACUUGGAUCUCACCUUUUCUGUCCUUUUCAAUCUGGCUAACCAGUAUGCUGCCAAUGACAUGUACACAGAAGCCCUAAAUACAUAUCAGGUUAUUACAAAAGACCGCAUGUUUAACAAUUCUGGCCGGCUUCGAGUCAACAUGGGCAACAUCCACUACAAAAUGGGACAGUAUAACAAGGCCAUAAAAUUCUAUCGCAUGGCUUUAGAUCAGGUUCCUAAUACGCAUAAAAGUAUGAGGAUAAAAAUAAUGCACAAUAUUGGCCUGGUGUUUGUCAAGAUGGCACAGUACUCUGAGGCAUGUACCAGCUUUGAAUACAUUAUGCAGGAGGAGGCAAACUUUAAGACUGGGCUGGAUUUAGUUACAGCAUAUUAUGCUCUUGGAGACAAGGAAAAAAUGAAGAAAGGCUUCCUUCGUUUGCUAGAAUGCCAAUUAGAUAUUGAUGACGAUGAAAAGUACACAGCUUCAUCAGAAGAUACUCAGUCCAACCUGAUUCUUGAGGUCAUCCGCAAUGAUCCUCUUCGAAAGAUGGAAAGGCAGAUGAAGCAAGAGGCUGAACGUUCGAUACUUACAGCUGCAAAGCUCAUUUCACCUGUCAUUGAGAAUACCUUCAGUGAAGGUUACAAUUGGUGUGUAGAUGCAAUCAAGAAUUCCCAGUAUGCAGACCUUGCAAAUGAUCUGGAAAUCAACAAAGCUGUCAUGUUUUUGAGGCAAAAGAACUUUAAAGAUGCUGUAGAGACACUCAAAAUGUUUGAGAAGAAAGAAACAAAAGUAGCCAGCACAGCUGCUACAAAUCUUUCCUUCUUGUAUUUCUUGCAAAAUGAAAUUGACUUGGCUGAAAAAUAUGCCCUCAUGGCAAGGGAUUCCAAUGGCUACAAUGAUUCUGCCCUUGUGAAUUUAGGGAACUGCUGCUUCAAGAGGAAAGAUUAUGAGAAAGCUCGUGAGCACUACAUAGCUGCUUUGGACAUAGAUGCAUCAUGUGUGGAAGCUCUAUACAAUCUUGGACUAACAAACAAGAAACUUGGACGUUAUGAAGAGGCACUUGACUCCUUACUGAAAAUGCAUGCCAUUGUUCGCAAUUAUCCACCAGUAGUCUACCAGAUUGCCAGUUUGUAUCAGGAGCUGAGUGACAUCGACCAGGCUUCUGAGUGGUAUUUACAGUUGCUCGGUCUAGUUCCAACUGAUCCUCACAUCCAUCAGCGAUUGGGCCAGCUUUUUGACACAGAAGGUGACAAGCAACAAGGAUACCAAUAUUACUUUGAUUCUUACAGAUAUUUCCCUAGCAACCUAGAAGUGAUUGAUUGGUUGGGGUCCUACUUCAUUGAGCACCAGGUUGCAGAAAAGGCAAUCAGUUACUUUGAAAGAGCUGCAUUGAUGCAGCCUGAUGAAGUAAAGUGGCAAUUGAUGGUGGCUGCAUGUCACAGACGGUCUGGCAACUACCAACAGGCAUUGCAGACCUACAAGCAGAUCCAUCGAAGAUUCCCAGAAAAUAUAGAGUGUCUGAAAUUGCUGAUUCGACUCAGUAGUGACCUGGGAUUAAAGGAAACAGCUGAGUAUGCCCAGGAGCUGAAGAAGGCUGAAAGAGCUCAAGAGCAGCGUGAGAGCCGAGCUGCCAGUGGCUCUCGUCCUGGAUCUCGAAGAUCCUCUUCUCGGGCUUCACGUAGUGGCUCAGCUGCCUCUGGCCACGAGGAACCAGGGGCUUUACCUCCCAAGAGUCCAGGUCCAGGUGCUAGAGCAAGUUCCCGUGGUUCUCGCAGUAUCCCAGGCUCAGCCAUGAGUGGCAGAAUGACACGCCUUUCACUGAAUGAUCUUGAUGAGAAUGAGCCAUUUGUGCCAUCUAACAAAGAAGUUGACAGCAGCUAUGUGGAUCCCUUAGGUCCAUUGCAAGAACGCCCAAAGACCAGCAUGAGAAGAAAACAGGAUGAGGAUGACUUUGCUGAUGAAGAAUUGGGUGAUGAUUUGUUGCCAGAGUAAAGGUUUUAGAUUGUAAUCAAGGAAGUUUAUUAAAUAAGUAUUAGAAAUAUUCUCAUAUAAUUUGUGCCUCAGUUUUCAUGGUAAACUAAUGUCACAGUUUGU
This is a messenger RNA of Penaeus monodon (black tiger shrimp), 2858 nucleotides long. RefSeq names its product intraflagellar transport protein 88 homolog (gene nompB). Lineage: Eukaryota; Metazoa; Arthropoda; Malacostraca; Decapoda; Penaeidae. The record is from RefSeq and is a predicted model, not a curated record. Gene Ontology annotation, cellular component: ciliary base; non-motile cilium; ciliary basal body. Gene Ontology annotation, biological process: intraciliary transport; non-motile cilium assembly. Gene Ontology annotation, molecular function: kinesin binding.